AUGAUACCUCAGUUCGAGCUUCGAGCUGCAACAUCUUCAGAUCUUUCUUCCAUAGCGACAGUAUGGACAGCGGCAUUCUUUGACGAUGAGAUCAUUGGCGAGAUCAUGCAUCCGCACCGCAAAGACUAUCCCGAUCACGUAUAUUGGUUCCUGCUGCGCGGUAUUCGAGAACGAUAUUGGGACUGGCGGCAUCAAUUCCUCGUCGUGACAGACGAUGAAAAGGUUGUCGGAGCCGCGGAUUGGAGGAGACUCGGGAAAGGUGGUGAGGCCAAGGAGCUGGGGAAAGCAGAUCCACGUAAUCUCAUCGCGCCAUUCUUGAAGACAUACCAUUUCACAUCUCUAGCACUGUUUCCCAAUCGAGCCGCCGAUCCUACGCGCACCUCGUUCCUCGACACUGCCGUCGCAAACUCGGAGAAGUAUUGGACUGGGCGUCGCGCUGAAUGCUGGGAUUUGCAUGUCUGUGGUGUACAUCCAGACUAUCAAGGUAGAGGUGUUGGAAAGCUGCUGGCACAAUGGGGUGUUCUAGAAGCACAGAAAGAAGGCGAAGAUGUUGUGGCUAGUGUGCUGUGCGGGGAGAAGAAUAGAGGCUUCUACAAAAAGGCUGGGAUGUGUGUGCAGGUCAACGAAACGAAAGGUAAAGGAGGAGGAAUUGCCUUGUUCACCCGAUAG
Alternaria atra is the source of this 669-nucleotide messenger RNA. RefSeq lists its product as uncharacterized. The transcript is spliced from 2 exons. Gene Ontology annotation, molecular function: acyltransferase activity, transferring groups other than amino-acyl groups. The record is from RefSeq and is a predicted model, not a curated record. The coding region runs from base 1 to 669 and encodes 222 amino acids. NCBI's taxonomy places the organism in Eukaryota, Fungi, Ascomycota, Dothideomycetes, Pleosporales, Pleosporaceae.